Messenger RNA from Pungitius pungitius (ninespine stickleback), 854 nucleotides. Its product is annotated as protein bicaudal D homolog 2-like. The record is from RefSeq and is a predicted model, not a curated record. Gene Ontology annotation, molecular function: dynein complex binding; cytoskeletal adaptor activity. Bases 333 to 854 code for a protein of 173 amino acids. The transcript has 3 exons. NCBI's taxonomy places the organism in Eukaryota, Metazoa, Chordata, Actinopteri, Perciformes, Gasterosteidae.
GGCGUUUGGUGGUACUCAAGCUCCGGCACAAUUUCUCCGACAAGCCGGGGGGAGAGGUGCAGGAAGCCCGGGGUCUGAGGAUGGAGCAAUUUUAGGAGAUAACGACGAGCUCCCCCGUCGGAGAUAAGAAAACAGACCCAUCUACAUGACCAAAGAAAGAAGACCGGCCCCCAGAAACGUAAGCGUAACAAUCAUGCAAUUUAAAUACAGACGAAUUUAAGCAACCGCUUCCUCUUCAAGGUUACACCUCCCUGAAGACGCCCCAAGCAUCCCCCUCCCUUUAAUAACCGAUCAGCUGGCGUAAGGUCGGUUGAUCAUCACCGGUCCCGACCAUGUCCGUGGAUGAGCAGAGCUACCCCGACGUGACGCGCUGGCUUCAGGCCGCGCCGCAGUGGGUGCAGGCCGAGAUCGAGCGUCUCUCCCGGGAGCUGGGGGAGACCACGAGCGAGAAGAUCCGCGCGGCGCAGUACGGGCUGGCGGUGCUGGAGGAGAAGCAGCAGCUCAAGCAGCAGUACGAAGACCUGGAGAUCGAGUACGAGGCCGUCAAGCAGGAGGUCGACCAGCUGAAAGAGGCCUUCGGACAAGCCUACUCCAACCACAGGAAGGUGGCGGCGGACGGGGAGAGCCGGGAGGAGUCUCUGCUGCAGGAGUCGGCCUGUAAGGAGGCCUACUACGAGCAGAGGGUCCUGGAGCUGCAGAACGAGCUCCGCCAGGCGCGCAACAUCCUCACCAACAGCCAGUCGGAGAACGAGCGGCUCAACACCAUCGCCCAGGAGCUGCGAGAGGUAGGAGGCCAAACGGCACAACCCCCCCGCUGCUGUGACGGGACGAGGCCGCUGACGGUGGAGGCUUGA